AUGUUAAUGUUUCUAAUAAUAGGAACAUUACUAUAUCUGGCACCUUGCAUAAGGUGUGAAGAUAUAACUUGCGAUAGUGGGAUCUGUCCCGAUUGCCCUUUCACAAUAAUUUGCUCUCAGGAUUCAUCUGCAACACCAAGCUGUGAUUGUUCAAGCUGUGGAUGCCUACAAGGUCAGCCUAAUCUUUGCAAUACUCAAUUUAUUAUCAGGGCUGAAACCAUCUCCAUUACAUACACUUCAGAUGAUAUAACAAACACAAUCGUUGGAAAUGACGCAGAUAAGGCAACAAAAUUAACAACAACUCUUUUCAAUCCAACUGGGAUCAGGAAAGCUGAAGUGCAAAUCAUCAAUAAUCAUCUUACAACUAUCAAUGAAGACAUUAAUUUUUUCCAAUCCGUGUUAGAUGUACUUGAACAAUCUGUGGCUGAUGAGGAUUUGGCGCUAAAAACAAAAAUACAAGGCUCUAUCCAGUUCUAUGAAGAUUUAAAACAGUAUCUAACAUAUAAAUUAACAGUAUUACCUAUUGGUUACGAAUGUUUUGAUGACAGUAACUGUCCGAACGUUUGUGUUGAUUGUGUAUGCCAUAGGUGCAGGGAUAACGCCGACUGUGCAAAUGAGCCUGGCAAACCAAACUGCAGACCAAACCAAUCAGGCGUGACGAUAUGUGGAGAUCCUCAUAUAAGCCAAUCUAUAACAGGAUCAGACAAGAACUUUUGCUAUGACUUUAUUGGUGAACAAGGGAAAUCUUAUUUAUUUCUGGAUGAUUUUGGAAUUGAAAUUGUUGCUAGACUCAGUGAAGGGGAUGGCAAUUCCAGUAAUGCAGAGUUGGUUGAAUAUGUAAAUGACCUCACGAUCACAGUGGGUGGCGUUGUCAUACAACUAACACCACAAAACAUCAAAAUUAAGGAAUCUGGGACACCUACCAGGAUUAUCCGAUGGGCCAUACAAGAGAUUUCAAAUGAUGUUGGGUGGAUAUCUGUAUCAAGAAAGCAAGCGAAAGUUUAUUUGAGGGAAGGCGACACUACAGUAAAUGUCAUUCGUAAAGGCCUGUUGCGUCAUACAAGUUUCCUCAAUUUUGGUAUCAGUGAAGUCAACGGAUUGUCAAAGAAAGCAGGUGGGAUUGUGGGCUCCAUUGCUAAUGAGGCAGUGUUUAUCCAAGGAUCAAACACAACUACAGGGAGUGGGGACUUUAUAUCCUGGUCAGGAAUAAUGGUCCCUGUUAACAUAGAUUCCAAACUAUGCCUUAAAGUGGAUCCAAUGUAUGAGUACAAAUUGAACAAACAGUUUGAGAAGUUUCAAACCAAAAAGCUGGACUUUCUUGAAAAAUAA
Molecule: messenger RNA, 1329 nt
Organism: Owenia fusiformis
Lineage: Eukaryota; Metazoa; Annelida; Polychaeta; Sabellida; Oweniidae
Source: the annotation of a GenBank genome assembly